Messenger RNA from Etheostoma spectabile (orangethroat darter), 5800 nucleotides. It is a transcript of the gene ncam2a, whose product is annotated as neural cell adhesion molecule 2. Gene Ontology annotation, cellular component: membrane. Gene Ontology annotation, biological process: cell adhesion. The record is from RefSeq and is a predicted model, not a curated record. NCBI's taxonomy places the organism in Eukaryota, Metazoa, Chordata, Actinopteri, Perciformes, Percidae. Gene Ontology annotation, molecular function: protein binding.
GGAGAGCAAUCAUGAAAGGAUGAAAUCAUUGCCAGAGAAGAAGCACAACCGGAAGUGGCUGCUGAUGGCGGCAGAACCGAGGUGUCACUCCCUGCCUGGGUGCUCUGCCAUGCCAAAUCUGUCCAUCUGUCAUGCAUACAGGCCCAUCAAUCAAACAUCUGAAUGCAGGCCAGGGAGCCCCAUCUGCUGCCACACGGGGGGAUAAGAAGAAAGAGGGAUGGCACACAGCUUCUCCAAACGUCAUCCCACUUGGGUCUGACUCAGAAAAGAUGGUCUUGACACUAUCAGCCUGCUGCUUCCAGCAGUGAGGGUGGAGAGAAGUGGUGCUGAGGUGGGGGCGGCGGGGUCCACAGCGCAGAGAACUCAGUGCUCAGUGAACGAGCAGCGAGCGGGAGCGCGCGUAUUGGAAGGAAGGGAAGGAAGGAGCUGAGGCAGAUCAGUCGCCAGCGGAGCCCCAGACAGCGGAUGAACAGAGCCGAGCGUGUGUGUCGCCCUUGUCGUUUUUUACAGCAGCUGAAAGCAGAGUCCGGCGGCCCGAAACCUGCCCGAAAAUGAUGCUCCAACUCGUCCAUCUCCUCGGGUUGCUCGUCUGCGGCAGUCAAGCCGCACUACAAGUGUCCAUAUCCUUGAACAAAGUGGAGUUAAGUGUCGGAGAGUCCAAGUUCUUCAUCUGCACAGCUAUUGGCGAGCCAGUGAGGCUGGAGUGGUACAACCCCCAGGGCGAGCGCAUCGUGCCUUCCAAGCGGAUGGCGCUCCACACGGAGACGUCACGAUCCAGGCUCAUCAUUUACAACGCCAUCAUCGAGGACGCGGGUAUCUACCGCUGCCAGGCCACCGAUGCCAGCGGUCACACCGAGGAGGCCUCGGUCGUGCUGGAGAUCUACCAGAGGCUGACGUUUCGGGAUGUUCAGUCACCGCAGGAGUUCCGCCACGGUGAGACGGCGGAGGUGGUCUGUGAUGUCAUUAGCUCUCCGGUGCCCGUGGUGGUGUGGUACUACCAGGACAAAGAGAUCACUGAAGAGCACCACAGCAGGUUCCAGGUGCUGACAAACAACAACCUCCAGAUCCAACAGGUGACCAAGGCUGACGAGGGCGUGUACCGCUGCGAGGCCAGCGUAGAGGCCCGUGGCGAGAUCGAUUUUGUGGACAUCGCAAUGGUAGUCAACGUUCCUCCGGUGUUGUCAGUGUUCCAGCAGUCCUUCAAUGCCACAGCUGACUACCAGGAAUCGGUCACCUUUACAUGCAUGACCUCUGGAUCUCCUGAUCCUGUGGUGACAUGGCACAGGAAAGGGCAGCAGCUGGAGCCAUCCGAGCAGUACAUUAUCACCAGGCUGGAAGCCGGGCGGAGCAUGUUAACCAUCCGCAACAUCCGCCAGGGCGACGGGGGCACCUACACCUGCAAGGCCACCAACAAGGCAGGGUCUCAGGAAAGGGAGAUCUUCCUCAAAGUCUUUGUCCAGCCCCACAUAACCCAGCUGAAAAACGUGACGGUAGAGGGCAGCGCCGCUAUGAUCUCCUGUGUGGCCGAGGGCGAGCCUCUGCCCGACAUUUCCUGGAGGAGAGCCAGCGACGCAACCUUCGUGGACGGAGACAAGAGUCAGGACGGACGCUUUGAAGUCCGUGGUCGUCACGGAAAAUCGGUGUUGACCAUCAGCGGUGUGAGGCUCACAGAUUUGGGCCGAUUUGACUGCGAGGCGCUGAGCAGGAUCGGGGGUCAUCAGAAGAGCAUGUUCCUGGAUAUUGAGUAUAUACCAAAGUUCCUGACCAACCACACCAUCUAUUACUCGUGGGAGGGCAACCCAGUGAACAUAAGCUGUGAUGUGAUGUCCAACCCUCCUGCCACCAUGCUGUGGCGGCGAGAGCGCUUCACCAUUUCUGCGGAGGGAACUGCCAACACCAGGGUACACAGUGCAGAUGGAAAGUCUGUGCUGGAGGUGACUCCUAUGUCCGACAGGGACUUUGGCCGCUACAACUGCACAGCCAGGAACAACAUCGGAGUUCGAUACCAGGAGUUCAUUCUGGCCCAGGCAGAUGUACCAUCAAAUCCAUACUCAGUGCGUCUCUCAGCUGUUUCCCAGCGCUUAGCAACCGUCACCUUCAUGAAGCCCGACUCGCAUGGUGGCGUACCCAUCAGCUACUACCUGGUCCAGUACAAGGAGGUGGGCUCACAGGACUGGAGGGACGUCAAGUCGCACAGCAUCCAGACGACGGUGGUGCUGACGGGCUUGGAGCCCAACACCACGUACGAUGUUCGAGUGGCAGCCGUCAACGGAAAGGGUCAGGGAGAGUUCAGCCACACAGAGACCUUCCAGACUUUACCUAUCCGAGAGCCGAGUCCGCCGGCGGUCCAUGGGCAGAGGGGGAUGGGCAAGGCCUACAGGCUGGGGCUGGUCAAGCAGGACGAUGGAGGGAUGCCCAUCGUGGAGUAUAUAGUCAAGUACAAGACUGAUAAAGAGGAACAGUGGAUGACCAAGCUAGUCCCAGGAGCAAAUGACUUUGCGAUGCUGCAGCCGCUACAGUGGAACACAAGAUAUGAAGUGGAAAUCACAGCGCGUAAUGUCAAGGGCCUGUCGGAGCCCACCUUCUAUCAGUUCUUCAUGCCACAGAAACCUGACAUUACAGCAGAAUCCCUGUUCAGCGGCAUGGGGCUGGGGACGGUGGUGGGCCUGGGCCUGGGAGCGCUGCUGCUGCUCCUCGUGCUGGUGGACGUCAGCUGCUUCUUCCUGCGUCACUGUGGCCUGCUGAUGUGCAUCACGCGCACGCUGUGCAGCAAGAAAACAGCCACCAGCGGCAAGGGCAAAGAAAUAGAAGAGGGCAAGGCCGCCUACCUGAAACUACCGCUGAAGGAAGAAAAUGGAAAAGAGUCUCUCAAGCCGGAUACAAUUGAAAUCAAAGUGCACAGUGACAACAGCAUCCACACAAAGCCCGACGACAGCAAAGCGUAAAACGGGUCGGUCGCCUUCCCCACCAAAAGAACAUUCGGAUCACGAGACCAAAACCCAGAGAAACUACAACACUGGAAAAUAGUGGAGUAAAAUCCCAUAUCUGUUUAUAACAAUGCCCCAGUGACAGGCAUGUGUAAAUACAAAUAAUAAGGAGAAAAUAGAAAGAGAGAAAGGGUCAACCUUUUGGACACCCUGAGUGAUAAAUGUAUCAUGGUCUUAAAAACAUGGCAUCAGUGGAAGGCUCUUGUUGAUCAAUGAUUGUUUUUCUGAUCAUAACUACAACACUUUAUUGAUCAUGCUUUUGUUUUACAGCCCACAUCAGACUUUCAUGCAGUAAAAUGGUGAUAAACAAGCCCCCACUAUGUCUUCUUACACAAAGCUGGUAUGCUAGUGUGCCCCGCCAAUGCUCUUGUAUUUUUUAUUUUUAUUUUUUGAGCAAACGCAUGGGCCGACCCUGGAUAUCACAAUUAUUUAAAUCCAAUCUGCUGUUUCCAUGCCUGAGUGUUUCACUACAGCAACCUUUUUAUGCCUUUUAAUAGCCGAGCUAGGUGCCUGGCUAAUGUUAGGCAAAUGCUGAGCCAUUGUGUCAAAGGCCAGACGACUUCAGUGACAAAAGGUCUUUAUGAGAUUUUGAGGUUUCAUUACUUCGGUUCGCAGUAACAUUUCAAGGAUGAAAAAUUGUAUCAACCAGGACCGGGUCAUUAAUUACUAAGGAAUUUGGAUGAUAUUCAAUGAAUAAUACUUACUGAAGGGCUAUUGUGUACUUUGUGUUGCAAGAAAACAAAAAAUGACAAAAAGAAAGUUGCAGUCUGUGAAGUAAUGUGCAUCGAUGCCAUUGUUAGCAAAACCUUUUAUAUUAACACUGAACAUUGUUGAUGAUCUUUGACGUUCUCAUUCUCCCACAAUUUGUGCAUAAGUAGGUUUUAUUCAUCUGUUUACAAACUGAAUUUACGGUUCAGUACACUGUACCUGUGCCAGAGGUUAACGCCACUGUGCGCUUUGGUAUGCAGCUUGAGUAAUGAAAAAAACGUAUGUGUUUAAAGGCCACAAAAGCCCUGAAUGGUGUCAUGUAAUUGUUGCAAUGUGAAUGGUAGGACUCAAGGCAUGGGAACAAAGGAGUCUGACAAGAAAUAAAUCAACAUGAGUGUCAUGUACUGUAUGUUUCUGAUUAUAAACGUUUAUUUCUUCAUUCCUGUCUUGGAUCUGACUCAGAUGCAUUUUCUGUUUCCUAGUCUGAUCGCUAUUCUCUCUGGUGUUGUCAUGUGUUGUACAUAGGUGAAAAAAAAAAGAAUAUUUUACAGAGCUUUUAUGUAAAUAUACCCCAAAGGAUGUCUUUUUUCAAAAUGCAACAGGCUUGGCUUUUUUUGUGAACGCUCCUCAGAUGAAAAGCUUAUUUUCAUUUUCAUUUUUUCUUCCUCUGUUGUGUUUUGGUCCAAAGUUCAGUGAUGGUGUAAUAUUGCUUUUUCUUGUCAUUUGCUUUCCCUUAAGAAAAUCCAUGCCCUAAGGCUAUUAUAUGUUAUUUCAAUGGAGACAGUAAUUACGGCAUUAGUGUGCCUUCUCUUCUUUUUUUCCUCCCCCUUUGUGGCCCAAUGCAGCUGCAGCAGUCUAAACCUUCAAAAUGAAUUUUGAUUAUUCUGCUUUUCGCCACAGAAUGUGUUAGAAGAUUGAGUUUUAUUGUGGUGCUGUGAACUCUGGGAAAUGUAGUUUAAGAAUCGUGGAUUGUAGUCGACGACACUGGACAGAAACAGACAUGUAGAACUACCAGAUGUGACUAGAUGUCAUGUUUCGUGCGUGCAGAUGUGCGUGCGUGCGCAUGUAGGAGUGAAUCCACUUGUCAACAUGAAUCAGGUUGCAUGUAUGACUGUUGAAUGUAUCUGCACGUACUCUAAGUAAAUCUGUGUAUGUUUGAGUAUGUGUGCCCAUUAAGAUUUUUCACAAUAAGUCUCCCAAUAUUAAAUAAUAACCCUAAAUUUACAGAGUCAAUAUCUUACUAUUCUGGCAUUAAUGUUAUAUUAAUUAUUUUUUUAAAGAAAUUAUCUAUUUGUUAAUUUAUCUAUUUAUAUUGGGGAAAAAAGUGUAUUAUAGAGUAUACUUUUCAGUUCCAUGAUGCAUCGGGCAGCUCUUCAAGUCACAUACAGUAGGUUGUGAUGACCACGUGCCAAGUAUGAAUGUCUGUGCUGUGAGCGUUCCUCUGUGAGUCGGCGAGAGCUCCCCCCGUGAGUUUCAGCGUGCGCUCUGAUAGGUAAAACCUGAUUAUGUAGUUCUCGACAGUGAUUCAUUCGCCAGGCUGCAGCACUCCACGCAUGUGUCUGCGAGCACCCGCCACUAUUCCCUCUCAGACUCCAUUUGUUUUUAUCUCAGACCUCAUAGCACUGGCUUUGUUUUCUCCCAGCGAGCCCUUGUACCUGCAUAUCUGAAAUGGAUGGUCCUGCCAUGGAGUGGUUCCGCUGCCUGUUACGAUGACUGUAAAUAUGGGAGCACAGUGCCUGGAGGCUAUACGAUUUGUACAUGUUCUUUUGUAUUUGAUAUGACUCUAAAUACCGACCCACCCUUACCUUCUUAUCCUCUACUCCCCCCCCCCCCCCCUUGUCCAUUUCUCUCUGUCUCCUCCACCUUUGCCUUGGUCCUUUUUCUGUAGGGGGUAAAGCAGGUGUGUUUGAGCUCAGUGUACAGUGUGUGUCCUCUUUGUCCCCCUGCUCCCCCCCCCCCCCCGUGUCCCCUUGGACUGUCCCUGCUGAGUGUCUUUGUGCAGGAGGUGGGAACUAUUGAUGUCUCUCUGUACGUACCUGUGGAACACUUGUGACUCCUGUCAUUUGCCGCUGUAAAUAAACACAUGUCCUGGUAGAAGAGAGUGA